ACUUGUUGCUGGGAGCUUGUGUUUCAGUAACAGUGCGACCUCUACUUAUAUAAGUUUCUUAUUCCUGGUCAGAAACCAUAGAACCAUUACCGAUCCUGAAUGGAGAGCCAUGGGUCGUCUUUCUCAAGCCCCCGGACCUACCUCCGAGCUCUGUCUGAGACUCCGGCCCGUCUGGCUCGCCGUGCCGUUUCAGUCUCCACCUCCUACGAGGAAAUGAGUGCGGUCCGCGCCCGGUCCGGCUCCGACAUGGAGAAGAGCCUUGGCUGGCUCGACCUGAUCGGGUUCGGCGUAGGCGGCAUGGUCGGUGCCGGAGUGUUCGUCACCACCGGCCGUGCAAGUCGGCUGUAUGCGGGUCCAUCUGUGGUGCUAUCGUAUGCCAUUGCCGGACUCUGCGCCCUUCUCUCCGCCUUCUGCUACACUGAGUUUGCCGUCGACAUGCCCGUCGCAGGCGGUGCCUUUAGCUAUCUCCGGGUCACAUUUGGUGAAUUUGCGGCGUUUUUGACUGGAGCCAACUUGGUGAUGGACUAUGUGAUGUCUAACGCCGCCGUUGCAAGGGGUUUCACGGCUUACUUGGGCACCGCAAUUGGGGUCCCCGCUGCAAAAUGGAGGUUCACAGUGGCCGGACUCCCCGAUGGUUUCAAUGAAAUCGACGUCGUUGCUGUUGUGGUGGUUUUAGCAGUUACGCUCAUUAUCUGCUACAGUACAAGGGAGAGCUCGGUGGUCAAUAUGGUGUUGACGGCGCUGCAUAUAAUGUUCAUAUUAUUCGUCAUAGUAGUUGGGUUGUGCAAAGGCGACUGGAACAACUUCACUGAACCGGGCGACCCGACGCAUCCAUCCGGGUUUUUUCCGUACGGCGUUUCUGGCGUCUUUAAUGGGGCGAGCAUGGUUUAUCUCAGCUAUAUCGGAUACGACGCCGUUUCGACCAUGGCGGAAGAGGUCCGCAACCCCGUCAAGGACAUUCCCAUCGGAGUCUCCGGGUCCGUCCUCAUCGUCACUGUUCUUUACUGUUUGAUGGCCGCGUCCAUGUCCAAACUGCUUCCAUACGAUAUGAUCGAUCCGGAGGCACCGUUCUCGGCGGCGUUCGGAGGGAAAUGGGAGUCGAGAGUGAUCGGAGUGGGUGCCGCGCUUGGAAUUCUGACGUCACUAUUGGUGGCGAUGUUGGGGCAGGCGAGGUACAUGUGUGUCAUCGGACGAUCCAGUGUGGUCCCCGCAUGGUUCGCGAGGGUCCACCCCAAGACAUCCACGCCUGUUAACUCCUCCGCUUUUCUCGGUAUCUUGACUGCAGCAAUUUCUCUUUUCACUGAUCUGAAUGUCCUUCUCAAUCUUGUAUCCAUUGGCACACUCUUUGUCUUUUACAUGGUCGCCAAUGCUGUGAUUUUUAGGCGCUACGUUGUGGUGGGGAGAACAAAACCAUGGCCUACAAUAUCAUUCCUGUGCUCAUUUUCUCUCACAGCUAUCAUGUUCUCGGUCAUUUGGCAAAUUUCCCCACAGGGAAGAGCCAAAGCCUUGAUGCUUUGUGUUACUGCAGUAAUUGCAGCUUCAAUCGUACAAACUUUCCAUUGCAUGGUUAAACAAGCACGAAAACCCGAGUUUUGGGGUGUGCCUUUGAUGCCAUGGAUGCCAUCUGUCUCCAUUUUCUUGAACAUAUUUCUGUUGGGGUCAUUGGACAGACCAUCCUAUGUGAGAUUUGGAUUCUUUUCAGGUUUUGCGGUGCUUGUAUAUGUUUUCUACAGUGUUCAUGCUAGCUUUGAUGCGCAAGGAAAUGGGUCUUUCACUCAGAAGAAUGGUGAAAUUCACAUAGAGUCUGCAGAGGAAAGUAAUGAUCCAGGUCUUAAAGUGUAGAAAUUUGUAAUUGCUUUUUCAUAAGCUUUGGUUGAUGGAUGAAUCACAAAGUGGAAUUGGAAAAGGAAGAGAGAAUAGAUUAGAAUGAACUGCAUUGUAUAGGUGGUUGGGACCUGACAAGUUGACCUAGCUAGUUGUAUAUCUGGGUGUUGCCGUCAACUUUAUCAGUUAGAUGUUGACGUCAGUUGUAUCUGUGACUUGUGACCUGUAACUUGCUCAGAGAGAUAGCUUCAGACACGCUUACAUUUUUGUUUUCGGGUUGGUUAUUUGGUUUUCACUCCCUGUUAUGUAUAAUCCAGAGUUCCAGACAGCGAACUCUUGUAUAUUUUUCAUCAAAGAAGUGAACUUCCCCCCUUUUUCUGUGAUCAUACGAUCAACUAAAGUGAAAAGAGUUACACUCAUAUUGAAUUCAGUUGUAGUAGACUCCAUUAGCCAUA
Molecule: messenger RNA, 2279 nt
Organism: Rosa chinensis
Lineage: Eukaryota; Viridiplantae; Streptophyta; Magnoliopsida; Rosales; Rosaceae
Product: cationic amino acid transporter 7, chloroplastic
Exons: 5
Coding region: 100-1842 (580 amino acids)
Biological process (GO): amino acid transport; transmembrane transport
Cellular component (GO): plasma membrane
Molecular function (GO): amino acid transmembrane transporter activity
Source: RefSeq, a predicted model, not a curated record